CCUCCGAGAACAAGGAAGAGGUAGAUGAGAGGACGACCUGAAAAGUACGCUUUCUCGUUCUCUGUAGUUUUCGAUAAGCAACCUUCAAGGUGCAAGGAAAAGGAAGCGGAAGUGAAAGAUGCGUAUCCUUGCGGCCUCUUAGCAACGCGAGGUGUGGGUCAAGUGAUAACCAGCUGAUUCCGGUAAAGGAAGGUACUGUGGCUGGGUCUGUUGCAGUCACGGUUGCCCCGCCGGGAGCCCGAGUCGAACACCCGUCGUCAAAAUGUCGGGCAAAGACCGGAUUGAAAUCUUUCCCUCACGAAUGGCACAGACUAUCAUGAAGGCUCGAUUAAAAGGAGCACAGACUGGUCGAAACCUCCUGAAGAAAAAAUCUGAUGCCUUAACUCUUCGAUUUCGACAGAUCCUAAAGAAGAUCAUAGAGACUAAAAUGUUGAUGGGUGAAGUGAUGAGAGAAGCUGCCUUUUCUCUUGCUGAGGCCAAGUUCACGGCAGGAGAUUUCAGCACCACCGUCAUCCAGAACGUGAAUAAAGCCCAAGUGAAGAUUCGCGCAAAGAAAGAUAACGUAGCAGGUGUUACUUUGCCAGUAUUUGAACACUAUCAUGAAGGAACUGACAGUUAUGAACUGACCGGUUUAGCCCGAGGAGGGGAACAGUUGGCUAAAUUAAAGAGGAAUUAUGCCAAAGCAGUGGAACUACUGGUGGAACUAGCCUCGCUGCAGACUUCCUUUGUUACUUUGGAUGAAGCCAUUAAGAUAACCAACAGGCGUGUAAAUGCCAUUGAACAUGUCAUCAUUCCCCGGAUUGAACGUACCCUCGCUUAUAUCAUCACAGAGCUGGAUGAGAGAGAGCGAGAAGAGUUCUAUAGAUUAAAGAAAAUACAGGAGAAGAAAAAGAUUCUCAAGGAAAAGUCUGAGAGGGACUUGGAGCAACGGAGGGCAGCUGGAGAGGUGAUGGAGCCUGCUAAUCUUCUGGCUGAAGAGAAGGAUGAGGAUCUUCUGUUUGAAUAACCUUUCCUGCUCCGGUUCUGGCAGAAAUCCUAACGUGGCACCAAAUUAGUUCAUGGUGUGUAGGGUUGGUUUGUGUAACUUUUUUUUUGGCCUAAUAAUUUCACUGGUUGUAAAAUUUCCCUGGAUGUCCAUUUAUGGGAUUACCUUUGCAGAAUCCUAAUUUAGCAACCAUUUAUCAUCAAGGAUGUGAUUUGGAUAACCUGCCCAGGAACUUGUACGGAGUUUAUUCUGCAGAAGUGUCACCCUACUCCAUCUGCAUCUGUGUUACAAGUGAUCGGCUUACCAAGCACAUUAGGAAAUUCCCCUUAGGAGCCAGCAGUGGUCUCAGGCCAGCUACUGCUGGAGCUCCCUUUGCCCCUCCCCACUCACACACCUUGGUGCUGUUGUCUGUGACCGCUGCAGCCAUCCUUGUGUUACUGUGGUACUACUCUCCUCAAGCUUUAUGAAAGCCCUCACUCAUUUUCCUUUGCAUGACAGGUCUCUGUUCUCUCUAUCAUGGAGCAGUUUUGCCAAUUUGAAUGUAACUAUGGUAUAAACAGUAACAUCAUUUAAAACGAGUUGUUCCUUUUUUUUAAAAAAAAGACAACAGCUAAGGAAACAGAACCUGUAUCUGUGCCUAUAGAGGGCAUUCCUCCAUAGUGAGUAAUACGUCAACUAUUUGGUUUUUCACCCAGAAGUUCCAGUGGACUUAACUUCAGGCAAAAACAUGAAGCCAGGAUGGUCAUUAGAAAUGUUGAAACCCUGAUGGCAGAGGAUGUUAAUACAGGAAGAGAGAGUACUCAGUGGCU
Molecule: messenger RNA, 1794 nt
Organism: Pteronotus mesoamericanus
Lineage: Eukaryota; Metazoa; Chordata; Mammalia; Chiroptera; Mormoopidae
Gene: ATP6V1D
Product: ATPase H+ transporting V1 subunit D
Exons: 10
Coding region: 263-1006 (247 amino acids)
Cellular component (GO): proton-transporting V-type ATPase complex
Molecular function (GO): proton-transporting ATPase activity, rotational mechanism
Source: RefSeq, a predicted model, not a curated record